Puntigrus tetrazona (Sumatra barb) is the source of this 2831-nucleotide messenger RNA. RefSeq names its product serine/threonine-protein kinase Nek3-like. Bases 8 to 1795 code for a protein of 595 amino acids. Gene Ontology annotation, biological process: lipid transport; protein phosphorylation; lipoprotein metabolic process. The record is from RefSeq and is a predicted model, not a curated record. Gene Ontology annotation, molecular function: protein kinase activity; lipid binding; ATP binding. NCBI's taxonomy places the organism in Eukaryota, Metazoa, Chordata, Actinopteri, Cypriniformes, Cyprinidae. The transcript has 10 exons. Gene Ontology annotation, cellular component: extracellular region.
UAGAAACAUGGGUGAUGUCAAGAAUCUACAGAAAAGAAGCUAUCAGAAUCUCCCUGAUGACAGUGACUCUUCAGAUGAGACAGUUGAAUCUCCUUUACUGAAACGAGUUUUUGAAGAACAUGGAUACACCAAAAUAGGACAACUGGGACGAGGGAUUUCAGGAAUAGUGUAUCAGGUGACCAACAAUUCUGGAGAGCAUUAUGUGAUUAAACAGAUGAACUCCAGAGAAAGGAAGGAGCAGAACGCUGUCCAAAUGGAAGUCAUGAUCCUAGAGAAAAUGAUCCAUGGAUAUAUUGUUUCUUAUGUGGAAUCAUUUGAAGAUAAAGAAACUGGACUCUUUUAUAUUGUGAUGGAGUAUUGUGCGGGAGGAGAUCUUUUCAAGAGGAUGAAAAAGCAGGCUGAGGAAGGCUUUUUUGAAGAACAACAGAUCCUUGACUGGUUUGUUCAGAUUUGUCUGGCCCUUCAGUAUCUACACGAGGAGAGGAGGGAUAUUUGUCACAGAGACAUAAAACCUCAGAAUGUUUUUCUGACUGAAGAUGACUACAUCAAUCUAGGAGACUUUGGAUGCUCAAAAGUGCACACAAGAGCUGAUCCUUAUGCAAGCUCUGUAGUAGGUGCAGAGCUCUAUGUCAGCCCAGAAGGUCGUCAGAAGAAAUAUAAUUCCCCAAGUGAUAUUUGGUCAUUGGGAUGGUUACUCUAUAAUCUCUGCAUGCUGGAUGUAUGGUCAGAUAUUAAAAAACGUCGCUUUCAACAAGCAUCCCACGAUAUGGGAUAUCCCCUUCACUUCUCAGACAAGUGCUCAAAGGAUCUACAGGAAUUAAUCAAGGAAAUGCUCAACUGUGACCCUAAAGCCAGACCUUCAGCUGAUGAGAUUCUAGCAAAACCGUUCCUUUGUGAUGCAGUAAAGAGAAACAAGACAAUUCCGCAAGCAUUUGAUCGAAGGUUUAUAGUGUCUUUAAAGACCUUUGAUGAGGCCUACAAUGAGCACUAUAAUAAUUUUAAAACUUUAGUUAAAGAGUGGGGAGAAACAACAGAUGCACUAGAGGACAUACAUCGUAAAUGCACAAUAGGCACGCUGUCAGGUUCAGUGAUCGGGACAGCUGGUGGAGUCACUGCAUUAGUUGGUGCAAUACUGGCUCCUUUUACCUUUGGAGCAUCUCUGAUUGUUACAGGCGUUGGGAUUGGAGUUGGAGUUGCAGGUGGUUUAACAGGUGCUGUAUCCAGCAUUGCAAAUACAGUCCAACAAAAAUCACUCCGUGAAAACAUUACAACAUUUCAGAAGAAAUUUACAGAUGUGACACCACUUUUCGAUUCACUGAGUACACUGAGAGAGCUACUGAAAACAGUCAGAAAGUUCAAAGAUUUUGUCAGUGACUCUUCUGGCAAUGCAGCAAUGUCAUGCAAAAUAGACAAAACAAAUACAUUGUUUGCCACAGAGCUCAUUAAUCUAGGUCUGCUGACAAAUGUUGGCAGAAUGGUUGCUCAAACCGCCAGAGUAGGACGAGCAGCAGCAGAAGCAAUAGCUGCAGUCACAGGAGUGUUGAGUGGAAUUCUAGUGAUUGUUGAUACUGUCUUUAUAGCAGUGGAUUCUAUAGACAUGCAUCAGAUGAGACAGGGAAAAGUGUCUGAUCCUAAAAAGGUCAAAUCAAGUUUACUGAAGUCCAUUGCUCAAAUGAGGAAAACGCAUGGUGAUCUUUUAACAGUCUCAAAGGAAAUACAAAAUACAAGAAAUGACCUAAAUGAGUAUAUAAAAAAGGCCUGGGGUUACAGAGAUUUAGAGAGUACAAACAUAUAAACAUGAUACUAGUCAGAGACUCUCACAAGAUCCUUCUGAUUUGUUUUUCUGUUUCAGUGAAGAUAAAGGUUUUGAUGAAAAUUACUUAAAUAAGUUAAAAAAUAGAAGACCUAGGACGUAUAAGGUCAGACUUUUGCAAUCAUUCUAUGUUGUAAAUAUCAGAAAAUAUAUUAAAGGUUUUAGACAUAAAAAGACUAACAAUCACUAAUUGAUAAAGUAGUGCAAAGAGGCAGUUAAAAGUUGGCCUCAGAGCUGAAAUAUGUGUUUUUCUGGUAAAACCGUUAAUACCAAAGCCUUCAUGUGCUCCAGAACUCAUAAUUACAACUUGCAAACUUGCAAAUGUUGACUUGGACCAUAAGACAGUUAUACCACCUGACUGGGGUGCUAUUAAAUGCUUUGGCUCAGUAAAAUGUUACAUAUUGUGAUCAAGGAUUAAUGGUAAUUAUGACAUGACAUGAAUUCAGCUUAACAUCUGUGCUUCAUUCGUUGUUCAUUCUGUAACAUGAUCAUGGCCACUUCAGCUGGAAAAUGUGACAACUUUUAUCAGCCUUUCAGUAAUAAUAUCUUAUAAUUAUCUUAAUGUUCUUGAUAAUAGGGCCUUGAUUAUAAACACAUACAAGUUGCUUUGUUGUUGUUGUUGUUUUGUGAAUUGUUAUGUAAAAUGCAUGCUUUGUGAAAAACGUCAAACACAAAGUUAUACAGAGGUGCAGGCUUGUUUAUGUCGUUUUUUUAAGGAUUAUUGUUAAAAGAAAAUCUAUUUUUGGUGUGAUUUCAUUACUUAAUCACUUACUAUUUUGAUUCAUGGGUAAACAAAAAAAGUCAAAUCUUAAGUAUUUUAAAUAGUCUCAUUUUAGUGUAUAAGCUCUUCUGAAAAUGAUUAUUUUUGUAUUACUUCACUGUAGUCUUUAUCUUUCUUGUAUAAUCAUGACACAAUAAGCAUAAUUUAUAAUAAUUUGCCAUAUAUUAGUUUGUGUGUAUUUCACUUGAUCAAAGUAUUUGUGUAAAAGGUGACUUCAAUAAAUAGUAAGCAAAUUCA